Seminavis robusta is the source of this 1155-nucleotide messenger RNA. Lineage: Eukaryota; Bacillariophyta; Bacillariophyceae; Naviculales; Naviculaceae. The record is from the annotation of a GenBank genome assembly.
UACGGUACGUUACAAUACGGUAGGGUUGGGGCUUUACUGGACUUCUUCAUCCUCGCUGUCUCGCAUACAAACCACAAUGGCAACAAAGCAUUGGCUGCACUUGAGCGCUUGAGAUUGAUUGUUUCCUUGGAUCUCACCAUGGCGGACUCGUCCUCUGUAAUGACUGGCGAUCUUGAAUCCCUGCUCAAGAUGUUGGAGAGCCCUGGAGGACUCGCCAUCAUGGCUGCCUGGAUGUUGCUGGUCUUUGUGCUGUUUCCACCCGGCGCAAAGGAUCAACCCGAGGACGAUCCGUCCUUGAAGGAUGCGUACCUAACCUUUUCUACGUAUGAACCGAAGGCCACUUGGUCGUCUGACUGGAAAGUGCUGAAAGCCAUGUGGUUUUCCAAGAUUACUGGUUCUGAUCUGCAAGAAAGACUCAAUUCAUUCUACGAAACACAAGCAGAUUUGUAUGAUAGCUACCGGUUUCGAAUGCUCCAUGGUCGACCCUUGAUGCUCAAAGGCGUGACACGGCACUUGAAACCCAGUGCUGCCAUCAAAAAGAAGGGACUGGUCUGGGUCGAUUUGGCCUGUGGAACUGGCUACAAUGUAGAGAACUUUCGGACUUGUCUAAAGAAAUUCCAAAAGAUUUACUUGUUGGAUCUGUGUGUUCCACUCUGUAAGGUAGCCCAACGAGAACGAGCCGACAAGUACAAUGAUCCUGGCAAGGAAAACAAGAAGAUCACCGUCAUUCACGGAGAUGCCACCGAUUUUGAAUGUGCGGAACUACCACCGGCAGGUACGGUAGAUUUGGUGACCAUUUCCUAUUCUCUCGUCAUGAUUCCGGACUGGCACAAGGCACUUGCCAAUGCCAAACGAUUGCUGAAACCGGGUGUGGGUAUGAUUGCUGUGAGUGAUUUCACGGUGGCACCGGAUCAAAUGGGGAUGAUGAAGAGCUUUUGGACCAAGACAUUUGAACAGGAUCAUGUAUUUUUGGACGAGGCACAUCUGAAGGCCUUGUACACCAAUUUUGACGUGGUGGAAGCGGCAGGUGCCUACGGUCCCCUGCCCUACACACCCUCAUUUUUGCAACCAGCCUACUACCACUUUGUUGGCACAAAUAAGAAGAAGGAAAAGGAGUAGGCCAUUAUUUUGUAGGACAAUAGAAUUUGUCUUGUG